AUGAAUUCCGGGUUUGGUUUGAUUUGGAUAAAGGUUAUGCGCGAGAUAUUAAUAGGUGGAUUAUGUUUGCAAUGCAAAAGCGAGUUCAAAGGCUUGAGAUUCACUUGUCUGGAUUUCGAUCAUGUGAUCCUCGGCGUUCAACGCGUUAUACUUUUCCAUAUCAACUACUUUUACGUCCUCAAACUAGAGGGUGCUUCAUCUCUCCCUUUGAAACACUUAGGGGUAUACUUCUGCAGCCGCUUAAAAUCCAUCAAGAUCUGUGACACAAACCUUGUUUCUUUUAAGUAUGCGGGACCAACGACAAGGUUGCUUGUUAAUAAUGCUCCACUGCUUGUUGAUGUAUCUAUUUCCCAUGGAAUGUUUUCUAACUCAAUGCUUCGCCAGCUUUCAUCAUGUUUUUCUCAGCUACAGAUUCUUACAUUGAGCAAAGCAAAUGUGGAUGAUAAAAUAAAGCUUCGAUUGUUUACCGGAUUGAAGAAUCUUAAGAAAUUGGUAUUAGAAAUCAGAUCAGAGGAUGAUGAAAGUCUCCUUCGUUUCACUCCCUUGAUAGAGGCAUGCUCUUACCUGCAAAUCUUUGUGUUGAAGUUAACAUGGGGUUGCCGGACCCCUUUAAAGAGGAAGAAAAGAGUGAUAAAAGCGGUCAAUUGCCCACAUUAUUAUCUCAAAGUGGUGGAAAUAGGUGGAUACUAUGGCGGUAGCAGUGCUUUUGAGCUUGCCAUGUACUUCAUUGAGAAUGCUACAAAACUUGAAAAAAUCAUAAUUGACCCUCAAUACCAAUUUCGGUGGCAUGAGACACUAGGAAUUGUUGAAACUAAGGAAAAACAAGAACAAGAGCAAACUGGAAGGUGUCGUGCUAGGCGGCAGCUUGAGGCAAAAGUACCUCAUAGAAUCAAGCUGGAAAUCCUUUAA
This is a messenger RNA of Corylus avellana, 909 nucleotides long. The record is from RefSeq and is a predicted model, not a curated record. Lineage: Eukaryota; Viridiplantae; Streptophyta; Magnoliopsida; Fagales; Betulaceae.